This is a messenger RNA of Zingiber officinale, 3117 nucleotides long. Its product is annotated as protein NPGR2-like. Lineage: Eukaryota; Viridiplantae; Streptophyta; Magnoliopsida; Zingiberales; Zingiberaceae. Bases 390 to 2558 code for a protein of 722 amino acids. Gene Ontology annotation, molecular function: protein binding. The transcript has 8 exons. The record is from RefSeq and is a predicted model, not a curated record.
AAAGUCUCUCAGCGAUCUUUGCCACAUUCCUAAGAAAUUGCGAUGAUUUCUUAAUUUGAAUAGAAUUCUUAGAAGCCGCCCUUCCCUGAUAGGAGAUUUCGAGGAAUUCGAAGGGUAAAGGGAGCGAUUUCCUUUGAAUUACCGUCGGAAUGCUUUGGCAGGGCGAUUCUUUUUGAGGAAUUUUGCUUUUUUCCUCGGCGGAAUUUCAUCAAAGAGGUCGAGAGAUUAAGAUUUUAUUGCUGGGUCCCCGAUCGAGGGUUGGUUGAAUUGGUUUCGAGAGUUGGCGAGUGUCUGCCUAUUUUGGACGGGGAGGUUGAAGAAAUCUCUGGUAUCUCUCAAAAGUAGAUGGUACAGAGUCUUCUUCAAGCUGCGUGAAUGAUUAGAAAUGAAUGAAGAGGAGAGGUUCCUUCUCUGUCCUUAUGAGGAACACAAUGAACUGCUUGUGUUCUGGUGAACAAAUGCAAGUCAACGAAAUGACCCAAUCAACUGAGUUCUUGUCCACAAAGGAUGUCUCGGUAGACCAAUAUACUCAACAAAAUAGUGAGAUUGAACAAAGGGUUGACAUUGGAAACAUUGAAGAAGCGGAGUCAUCUCUUCGUGAAGGUCUCUGCUUGAAUUAUGAGGAAGCAAGAGCCUUGCUUGGCAGGCUGGAGUAUCAAAGAGGAAAUGUAGAAGCUGCACUUCGUGUUUUUGAUGGCAUAGAUCUUGCUUCAGUGGCUCCUAAGAUAAGGUCCACGAUAAAUAAAAGAAUGGAACACCACAAGAAUCAUACAAACUGGGAUGCUCGGCCAAUGUCCAUACAUGCAGUUGGCUUACUUCUUGAAGCAGUGUAUUUAAAAGCAAGAGCAUUGCAAGAUCUGGGAAGGUUUAAAGAAGCUGCUCAAUCAUGCAACAUUGUCCUGGACACUUUAGAGUCUGCUUUAACUGAUGGCUCUGUGGGGAACUUUCUUACUGAUAGUAAGUUACAGGAGAUAGUACGCAGGGCGGUUGAGUUACUUCCAGAGCUAUGGAAACUGGCUGGGUUUUCCCAUGAGGUCAUCUUAUCUUACCGGAGAGCCCUUCUUGGACACUGGAAUCUUGAUGCUGUCACCACAGCAAAGAUACAAAAGGAAUUUGCUAUUUUUCUUCUUUAUGGAGGCUUUGAUGCAAGCCCCCCUAACCUUCGUUUUCAAAUGGAUGGCGCUUUUAUUCCUAGGAACAAUAUAGAAGAGGCUGUUCUUCUGUUAACUAUUCUACUGAGAAAGUUUUCUCUGAAGAGAAUUGAAUGGGACCCAUCUAUUCUUCAUCAUCUGACUUUUGCGCUAGCCAUAUCAGGGCAGUUAGGUUCACUGGCCAAUCAGGUAGAAGAAUUACUACCUGGUGCCCUAGAUAGGAAAACCCAAUACUAUACUCUUGCUUUGUGUUAUUUGGGGGAAAAUGAUGAUCUUACUGCUUUGAAUCUACUGAGAAAGCUACUGAGUGCUUCAGAGGAUCCAAAUUGUGUGAAAGCAUUGUUACUUGCUUCUAAAGUUUGUGGUGAGAAUAUUUCGUGUGCAGAAGAUGGUGUUAUGUUUGCACGCAGGGCUCUCACCAACUUGCAUGGUUGCUGUGGCCAAAUUGAAAGUCUAGCUAAUUGUUUACUUGGAAUUUCUCUUUCAACUCAGGCUAGGUCUUCUAGUUCUGACUCAGAGAGGGUUUUAAGGCAGUCUGAGGCAAUUUACUCGCUUGAAAAAGCUGAAAAAGUGGUCCCUGGGAAAGAUUAUAGGAUCUUAUAUAAUCUAAGCUUGGAAAAUGCUGAACAAAGAAAGUUGGAUUCAGCUCUUCGUUAUGCCAAACAGCUCAUGCAACUUGAAGCUGGAUCAAAUAUUGAAGGAUGGAUUCUUUUAGCUCGAAUAUUGUCUGCACAGAAGCGGUUUGUUGAUGCUGAAACUAUUAUUAAUGCUGCUUUGGAACAAACAGGAAAAUGGAAUCACGGGGUAUUGUUGAGGACUAAAGCUAAAAUUCAAAUCGCACAAGGGCAAUUGAAGAAUGCAAUUGAGACAUAUACUCAUCUUCUUGCAGUAAUUCAGUUGAAGACUAAAAGUUUUGGCUUUGGACUAGCAACUUUGAAGGGUGGAAAAAUUGAUAGAAGUUUGGAACUUCAGACUUGGUAUGAUCUUACUAAUGUCUACAUAAGCAUGUCACAAUGGAGGGAUGCUGAAGUUUGCUUAAAAAAUUUCAAAGCUAUUAAUCCUUAUUCUGCUUUAGCAUGGCAUGCAACAGGACAGUUAUAUGAAGCAAAGGGCCUCCUUAAAGAAGCUCAAGGAGCAUAUGCUAAAGCCUUGGACAUAGAACCAGGCCAUGUCCCUAGCUUGGUCUCCACUGCGAUUGUCCUUAGAGAUCUAAAUGACACUUCAUUGGCCGUCAUCAAAGGCUUCCUCACUGAUGCACUUCGACUUGACCACGCUAACCAUAUUGCUUGGUUCAAUCUUGGUCUAAUUUAUAAAGCUGAAAAUCCAAGGUUGGCACUUGAAGCUUCUGAGUGUUUUCAGGCUGCCACUCUCCUUGAAGAGACUGCACCAGUUGAACCUUUCAGAUGACGUCUUCCACAACAAUCAAACUCUGAAACCAAGCUGCUGCUAUCUGCUCUAGUUGGGCUAUUUUCAUUGGCAGCCUUCUAUCUGAUGGAUGGAAAGCAUCCUUAGUCGUAAGCAGCUGGUUUACUCAAGGAUUCUGGGAAGAUUCGAGUGGUUUAAAGAUGUGGCCAAUGCCAGAAACUUACAUUGAUGGCAGUGGUGAAACUGGACCGUCUCCCUGGGUGAAUUGAAUUUAGGCGAAGUACGACAUUGUGAAUUGUUUUCCGAUGAUCUUUUUCUAAGGAGUUUGACGAUCAGUUCCAUUUACCCAAUGAGCUUCUCGUGUUUAUUGAUGCAUAUAGUUUAUACCUACCUCUCUAUGCUUGUCGGAAAACACGAAGCAAAAAACUCAUGGAGAAUGAGAAUAGGCCAAUAAGAUGUGUUUAUCAGCCUUUUCUAUGCCUUGCUAGUAGAGGAGACAUGAUCUGUUUUAGUAGUCUUGAUCAAUUAUCUUAUUGGAGGUUUAUAUUUUAUUUUAAACAAUUCUCACUCGUCAAGAAAAUAAUGCUUGAGAAGAGAGAUA